GGCGCUCCCCCUUUUCCCUGUCUCCCCGGUCUCUUGAGGAGCCCGGGAAGGAGGCUCCGCUGGUGCCGCCGGGUCAGGGGCUGCCGGGACCGGGCUGCGGCAGUCGUUAGCGGGUCAUGUCGGCCGCGCAGGGAUGGGACAGGAACCGCCGGAGGGGAGGCGCGGCUGGCGCUGGUGGUGGAGGUAGCGGGGCCGGUGGGGGCAGUGGGAGCAGCGGGGGUCGGGGGACUGGCCAGCUCAACCGCUUCGUGCAGCUCUCCGGGCGGCCACAUCUGCCAGGUAAGAAGAAAAUACGAUGGGACCCAGUUAGGAGGCGCUUCAUUCAGUCCUGUCCCAUCAUAAGGAUCCCUAACAGGUUUUUGAGAGGCCACAGACCUCCACCAGCACGCAGUGGACAUCGCUGUGUGGCAGAUAAUACCAACCUCUAUGUGUUCGGAGGGUAUAAUCCAGACUACGAUGAAUCGGGAGGGCCAGAUAACGAAGACUAUCCUCUCUUCAGGGAGCUGUGGAGGUAUCAUUUUGCCACAGGAGUAUGGCACCAGAUGGGUACAGAUGGCUACAUGCCCCGAGAAUUGGCAUCUAUGUCACUCGUGCUGCAUGGAAACAACCUGUUAGUGUUUGGAGGUACGGGCAUCCCCUUUGGUGAGAGCAACGGCAAUGACGUUCAUGUCUGUAAUGUGAAGUAUAAGAGAUGGGCUUUACUCAGCUGUCGGGGGAAGAAACCCAGUCGUAUAUAUGGACAGGCCAUGGCCAUCAUCAAUGGGUCCCUUUAUGUCUUUGGAGGGACAACUGGUUACAUUUACAGCACAGAUUUGCACAAAUUAGAUCUCAAUACCAGAGAGUGGACACAACUAAAACCCAACAACCUGUCCUGUGACCUCCCAGAGGAAAGAUACAGACAUGAAAUUGCUCACGAUGGGCAGAGGAUUUAUAUCUUGGGAGGUGGUACUUCCUGGACUGCUUAUUCCUUAAACAAGAUCCAUGCAUACAACCUUGAAACAAAUGCCUGGGAGGAAAUUGCAACAAAACCCCAUGAAAAAAUAGGUUUUCCUGCAGCCCGAAGAUGUCACAGCUGUGUUCAAAUAAAAAAUGAUGUAUUUAUUUGUGGGGGCUAUAAUGGAGAAGUGAUCCUAGGAGAUAUCUGGAAGUUGAAUCUACAGACUUUUCAAUGGGUGAAACUCCCUGCUACCAUGCCAGAGCCAGUUUAUUUUCACUGUGCAGCUGUUACACCAGCUGGUUGCAUGUACAUUCAUGGAGGAGUGGUGAACAUCCACGAAAACAAACGGACGGGGUCAUUGUUUAAGAUCUGGCUGGUGGUGCCUAGCCUGCUGGAACUGGCAUGGGAGAAGCUGCUCGCGGCCUUCCCCAACCUAGCCAACCUCUCUCGAACGCAGCUUCUGCACCUUGGACUAACACAGGGACUCAUCGAGCGCUUGAAAUGAGGAUUUCUGGACUGUUCGUUGAUACUGGAAAUAUUAAUUUAAGAGACUCCUUUAUUUAUGGGCAGUGUAGAAUGUGCUACAAAGAGGAUUGGUACCCUGAUCAAGGCCUUAUUCAGAAAAUACAUCAGAUGCCUUUCUGUAAGUUGGUUUUUUAAGUUUAUGGACACAUCACUUUCCCAUGAGCUUUUUUCUUUGCUUCUUUGCCUCCUGCCCCAAUACGUACCCACAUACUUAUUCACAUAUCCCCUUAUUCACAUAUCCCCUUUCUUGCUAGAGUUGAAGAAAAGCCUGAAAGUACCUUAUUAAUUUUAUGAAUCAAGAUAAGAUAAAGAAGUUUUUAAAAAUGAAUUCUGAACACACUGACCAUGUCAGCCAAUGCUCUACAAAUUAAAAUAUUAUCAGCAAAGAUAAAAAUUAAAAAUCCAGCAACAGUGACAAGAAGUACUUUGGAGGACAGAAUGACAAGACUAACCUUUACAGUCUUGCAAGUUGUCGUUAAACCUGACAGUUUAGCUUGAUGUUGUCCAGACGUGCCUGAGUAGCAGGCUCUCAUGGCAGCAGGGGUUGACUUCUUGCUGCAUGGGUACCUAAACCUAUCCUUUGGCUUUGGAGGAGCAACUCUUGGUUAGUGAUUUCUCUUCUCCUCCUGAUAGUACCAGCAGUAGAUAGAGUUGGCUCCUUGAAAGACUUCUUGUAUGAGUCAUAGUCAAGAGUCUUGGUGUAAUUCUUAAAUUGAGAAACUUACAAUUGUCCACAAAGUUUUAAAUUGAAAAACUUAUGGUUGUCAGAAUUCUUUCUGGGCAGUUUUAAAAUUCUCUGAUGAUUAUUAAGGUUUUAAGUAUCUCUUUGAAUCCUUCAUGGGGAAUAGUAGCCCUUAAACAGGCAGUGUGACGGCCACAGCAGGGAAAGCAGGACAGCCGGGACCUGUGCUCUCAGGCCUGGCUGAUUUGGCUUCUGCCUGACUGUCACAUUGGCCAGUUCCUUCUCAGAACUUGUUUCCGUCCUGACCUCUAGGCCACGUCCUUGCCAUUUUCUCGGCAGGUGGCCAGGAGUACUCCUUAGCUUGUUACCUCUUUUGCUGUCUGCUUCGCUGUGCAUGGUGCUAUACUUGUGACUGGACAAAAGGUCUUGAGAGAAAAGCCCAGAUCGUCUUCCUGAAGAACCAAGUAUCAUUUAAAAACUAGCACAAGGAAAGAAUGCAACUAAAUAUCACUCACUUUUUUUUUUUUUUUGGUGUGAAAUUUUAGUUCUGUUUUUGUUUUGUCAAUUCUAAAAACGACCUAUGUCUUUACUUGCUUUGCCAUCAUGCUGCUAGAGGAGUUGCGCGGGCUGCUCGCUGAGAGCAUGUGGGCAUUGCAGGUUUCUCAAGGUGCUGAAGGGCGUGGGCAGGCGCAGUGCUGACCCCUCCACAGGCCCUUCAUUACAGGGCGCCCACACAGGAGAUUUGGGACACACUUUUCCUUUAAGUGCCUCUUUUUCACCCAGCUUUAAAAAAUUUUUUUCUUUUCUUUUACCCCAGAAGGGAUCUCUUUGGCUGCUGUGUGGAUUUAAAGUACCUUUGAGUUGAGGCUAAAAAGUUACUGUCUGAUGUUCAGUUCUGGGGAAGAGACAGCUGUCACCUCUAGGCUUGGACCCCUAACUUGUAGGCUUUUUGCUAUCCCAUGUUCACAGAGCAUGUAUUCUGCAAAGCCUUAUAAGAACUCAUCUGUGAGUCUGGGUCCUUCUGUGGGGGUGAGGAGUGUGAGAAAAAUGCAGGGAAAAGGAGCAUCCUCCUCAAGGGUUGCAUCCCCAAUGGCUUGCCAUUUCCAGUCUUGUGGUAUUUAAUCUCUUACCACCAUCUGCUAGUCAAGUCAGUCAGAGUAGCUCCACCAGUUCAAAACAGGACUUUGCCACGAUUUUGGCCUGCUUUUUCUAGGUCUGGUGGAAUAAUAUCCAAAACUAAAGAAGUGAUGCUGUUUAGCGUGGCAGAAGGAUUUUUGCCAUUGAAAUCCAUAGGGACCAAAGAGCAAAUGCUCAGCCUGUAUGCUUAGGCGUCCAUGGUCCUUGGCACAGGAGCGGGUCUCUGUGCUCACAGAAUGCUGGAGACCGGGGUCUGAGUCAAUCCACACUUGGCUUGUAUCUUUUUUAGAAGCCUUCUGAGGGCAGUCUUUGAGGUAGAUGUUAAAGGCCUGGCAUUAAAGACCUUGUGCGUGACAUUUUCAGAAAAUAACAUGUCCUUCAUCUGAUGUGUCAUAACACUAGGAAAUGAUGUGAUAAUGCACCUGUGUUCAGUACCAAACUAGACUGUGUGUCUGAGGAGUUAAAUGACGGUGACUGGACUUUUAUAAAAGGGUCGCCAGGCACUUUAAAGCCAGCACUUGGAGGCAAGUUAUGCUGUUACUUGGUGUGGAAAGGGUUAUGCUGCUGCUCUUCUGCCUCUCCGUGGUGCUCCCCUUUUCCUGCAGUCCUGGAAACUGAAGUGCAAUAUAUAGAAUACAUAUGGGUAUAUACAGAUUAUGGAGGGAUGUGACUAUCAAGCAGCUAGCCUUUUUUGUAUCUGUCUUGAGGAAGCCAGCUCACUAUUUUAGAAUAAAAUUAUGACAAGCAUUCUCAGUGUAUCAUCUGGUUCUUGGUAAAGCUGGAUUUUCAAGACGAGGUUUUCUUAUUCUAGUCGUAGAGACUCACUGUUCCUUGGGUUUGUCAGAGUGAGAUUUUUCCCCCCGAUUACCUUUGUGCUGUGUCAUUUAUGUAUGUGCUGCCCAGGAACAAGGAAGUCCACUUGUAAGGCAUUUUCUAAGUGGAGAAUCAAAAUCUAAUUUUAGUGCUAUCAGUUCUCUCUUAUAUACACUAACUUAUCUGGGCUUGUAAUACCUUAUUAAAUGAUGAAAAUGAUAUUCUUCUCAUUUUAUAAAGUAUUUUCCACAUCCUGAACAUUCUAUAAACUGAUGUAGAAUAGACUGAGAUUUUAGUCAUUCUCUUGGGGCCAAAUAAAAUCCUUUCCAUUGGUAGGAUCUUCUUUUUUCAAGGCCCUGAUGACAUGACGAACAAAUUUACUCUACACCAAUCAUGUCCAUCACACAGAUAGAUUUUAAACUAUGAAAAGAAACAUAUUAAUAUUUCUAAGCAAAAAGUAUGUUGACAGUGACCUUUGUGUACCCAGAGUAGCAAGAGUAAAGCACAGAUAACUGAAAUCCAUAGAUAAUCAGUGUUUCCAGUUUUCCGUCAAACUGUCAACCCAUUUACAUUUCUUUUUCCACUCAGUCCCUUUCCUAUGAUCACUUCCUCCUCAAUGGGAUGAGUAGUUGGAAAAGGGGCUAUCACAGAGCAGUUAGCAAUCAGCAAAGGUAUGCGGCCCACUUUGCUGUGCUUGGUCCAUGCCAUGACCAUUGGCACUGCUGAGAGGAGCCACAGGCGGUGGCCCUGAGUUCAGGUGUCAGGGCUCCAUCUCCUGCCGAGUCCUAGGUUGACUCCCCUAAACCACCAGAGAACUCUUAGCACCUGUGGGAAGAACAAGCUGUGUGUGACAGGCAUGGGGACCCCAUCAUUUCAACAUAUUUCUUUGGCUCUUGACGAAUCCUUGCUGUUUCUCAUCUUACUUUGGUGAUACCUUCUCCAGUCAUAAAGCCUGGCAUAUGGGAAAGCAUGGAUUAUUCUGUGUCGGUCUGUAUACCCUAAAAACCACUUUGUUUUUAUGUGUUCUUAUAGAUGUUUAGAGUGGCACUCUACCUGCCAGCAAUCUGAUGUAGCACAAAAAAGCCAUUUUCCUUUUUCUUUUCUUUUUGUUUUUCUGGCAUUGAGCUCCAGGGUAGAUGAUGGUUUAUGGCCUUAUGACCAUAAGAUCCAAAAGUGGCCACCAUUAGUUUAAAUUGUGUCGGUUCCCCGAAUGCCUUGGCAUUUUCAGGAUGCUGGCAGGGCCUGAGGACGGCCCCAUGGAGUCUGCAGCCUUGGGUGUGCUGCCACCAGGUCAUGCCCAGUGGCAGCAUUUCCCUCCUAAGGUUGUGAGCCUUGGUGGAAAGCGACCUUCCCUUGUCUGGUGUAAUAAACAGAAGUUCUAAGUCGUGCAUCAAAAGUGAUAUCAUCUUUUUGGUGUAAAUUUCAUGUUUUUAAUUUUUUAAAACUUGUGAGAAAUUCUUCAUUGGCCCUGCUUAGUCAGUGUACAGGGUGAGUCAGAGGCAGUUUUCAGAGAGAAAGCCAGUUUCACCAAGCAGUAGUGACUGCUGUUUUCCUAGUUACACAUCUAGAAUAUAAAGGAGGCGUCGGAAAACACACUGGCUCUCUCUAAGGCCACUGCCACACACAGAGCUGCACAGGGAAGCACAGUCACCUCCCUGUAACGGCACCUACAGUGGCAAGGCACUGGGAGAGCCAGGAGAGAAACAGGGGCCUCUCUCUAAGACGCGCCUCUGAGGGGUGAGCCCAGGCUUCGCUCUUUCUGCAGGGUAUGCUGAGGCCACACACAAUGCUUGCCUUACUUUAAAGCUAUUUGCCACAGCCCUGUUCAGUAGUGUGGAAGUCCUUUCGCAGUCUGGUGUGCAUGCCAUGUGAUCAGGACAGCUUUUCCACCUUCUUUGGUUUCCUACAAGCAAGUAGGAGAUGUAGUGAAUUUACUCUGAAAUGUCCAAUCUGUAUUUAUGUACCUUGUCAGUGUUUUGCUGUUGGUUUUCUAAAACAAUCUGAUCAAUAAAUCUUAUUCAACUCUA
Molecule: messenger RNA, 6121 nt
Organism: Cavia porcellus (domestic guinea pig)
Lineage: Eukaryota; Metazoa; Chordata; Mammalia; Rodentia; Caviidae
Gene: Klhdc10
Product: kelch domain containing 10
Exons: 10
Coding region: 117-1442 (441 amino acids)
Biological process (GO): positive regulation of stress-activated MAPK cascade
Molecular function (GO): protein binding
Source: RefSeq, a predicted model, not a curated record